Messenger RNA from Anopheles coustani, 1775 nucleotides. RefSeq names its product glycoprotein endo-alpha-1,2-mannosidase. The record is from RefSeq and is a predicted model, not a curated record. Bases 92 to 1549 code for a protein of 485 amino acids. The transcript is spliced from 2 exons. Gene Ontology annotation, molecular function: alpha-mannosidase activity. Gene Ontology annotation, cellular component: Golgi apparatus. NCBI's taxonomy places the organism in Eukaryota, Metazoa, Arthropoda, Insecta, Diptera, Culicidae.
AUCCUUGCUCAUCAGAUGUCAGCUUUUCUGAACCACAUCAACAUCGAAUCCACGAUAAUGAAACUAAAAUAAGCUCAACACCGCUGCAGCCAUGACCGUCGUCGGAGGACACAAGCUGAGCAGCAUCAAAUCCAUGAAGCUGUUUGUCUGCCUCAUUGGUGUGAGCUCGUUCCUGCUUCUCAUUUUCUGCCUAUACACUACCAUUAGCACGCCGGAAAAGGAAGUGGCCCCGCUCUCGCUGCCAAACGAUGGCUACCAGAACGUUGUGUCCUACGAGCUGUGGCGCAGUCAAACUAUCAUACCGGAGAAGUACAACGAACACCAAGUCAAGGCGCGCAUUAUUCGGGACAAAAUCAAGCGAUUGGUGGCUAACAACCAACACCAGGCCACGGCACCAGCAGCCGAGCAUCGGAACAGGACUAUUCCGUUGAAUCGAAAUGUUCAGAUAUUUUACCAUGGUACGGUCGCGUGGUACAAAUCGCAACCAACGCGUCCCUCCGGCGAUCGGUUGGUUGCGCGUAUUUAUGAAAACAAUUCCGUUUCCUUCAAACCGAACGAUGAGCAGAUCAUAAAUACCGCGUUCUACCCAAAACGACGGCUGUACAACACGAGCGAGGCGAUCGUCCGGGAACAUUUUAACGAAAUACAAAACUGUGGCAUCGGAACAGUGAUCCUAGGAUGGCAGCCCAACUUUUCCGACUACCUUCUCCGGGUGAUCUUCAAGGUGGCACAACACUACGAUUUGCAAAUCGUAAUUGAAAUAUUAGAGUACGCCGAUCGUACGAUCGAGAGUAUAAGAAGCAAUAUAAAAUACUUCACCGAUGGAUUUGGAAAGGGCCCCGCCGGCAUCGAAAGUACUCUUAGCUACUACAAUGUGCUUUCCAAAAAACGAGAGCUACCCCUGUUCUACAUCCGCAAGGCAUAUCGCAUCGGGGACACCGAGUGGAAACGACUUCUCAGCCGCAAUGGAAUCCUAACAAUACGUGGAACAAGCUAUGAUGCUAUCCUCGUGGCGCACAUCACAUCCAAGGACCACAAGUCUAUCGUUCGAAGGUCGGGCUUCGAUGGGUUCUACACGUAUCUUCCCAGUAACGGUGCUAACUAUGCGUCCACGUGGAAAAAUUGGAACCAGCUGAAAAAGUUUGCCGACAGUUACCGCUUGCUAUUUGUGCCGACCAUCGGUCCAGGUUAUUACGAUCGUCGAAAGUACGAGCGAAAGGUGAAUCAAAACCACGGCAUUACCAACAUCAAACGCUACCGAUCCAAUGGGCAAUAUUUCGACGUCGGAUGGCGUACGUCGCUGAAGAACAAUCUGCAAAUAAUCACCAUCAACAGCUACAACAACUGGGUUGAUGGCACGCAGAUCGAGGCCGCCAUACCGGUGUUCGGUUUUCGGGACUACCUGCCGGGGCCACCGGAAAAGUAUCUCGACUUGACGCAGUCCUGGGUGGAGGAGUACGUUAAGUACAAGUGGAACAACAUCAAAUUGAACAAGAAAACCGAUUUAACACUCAACUGUUACGAUUUUAUCAACAACACUAUUUGUUAAGCUUGUGUGUAGGUACAUAUUUCAACGGAUGUGAAAAGUUUAGCGGACAAUUGCGAAAACCCAAAUUUAAUGCCAAAGCUAAAAUGAUGUCCUCCGCCGUAGUAACCUAUUGUCGUUAUGCAGAUAGUCUGUUUAGAAGAGCAUAGUACUAGCAUUGGAGAGUAUACAGUAGAAUGUGGAUAGCUUACAAAAUUGUAAAUAAAUUUUCGAAUGAUUGAAAUAUUAC